UCAUAGGAGUAGGAGUAGGAGGAGGGAAGAGUAACAAGGGAUAGAGUAGCAAGCAAGCAAACACAGGCAAGCAGAGUAGGCCAGAGUCCGAGAUACUACAGUGCCUAUCCUUGAAACAGGACAAUGGGAGGGGAUGGAUCGUGGUCAUGGCGGAUGGAGCUCUUACCCGUGAUGCAGGAAGGGAAAAGGCCUCGAAUCCAAAAGUGCUCAUGCGGCGCUCCUGCAAGGGCAGUCCUUGGAGCGACUUCUGGAAGGCCUUGAUCUGGUCGGCAGCCACCUCGUUGAAGGUGUCGAAGCGAUCUGAGGUGUUUGUGGUGGCCGUCAAGGACUCGUUGACGGAAGCAGGCUUGGACGAGGCCGGAUCCGCUGCUGGCGGUGCUGCUGAAGCCGAUGGCGAAGCUGAAGCUGAAGCUGCGGCGGGUGCAGCAGGUGUUUGCGGCUCAAUCUCCUCGACGGCAGAGGAGAAGCGAACGGCGGCGGCGGGGGCUUCGCGAUGUUUGCUGGAGCUCGAGAUAUCGCCCUGAGCCGGCGACGGCGCCUGGGCGGCAGCAGCAUCUGCGCCGGCUUGAAGACACGCACAGAGGUCAGCACACUUUGCAUUGUUUGUGUCAUCA
Trichoderma asperellum CBS 433.97 is the source of this 614-nucleotide messenger RNA. The record is from RefSeq and is a predicted model, not a curated record. NCBI's taxonomy places the organism in Eukaryota, Fungi, Ascomycota, Sordariomycetes, Hypocreales, Hypocreaceae.